CAAAUGGAGUCUUUAAGACGAGAAAAUGCGAGACAAAUCGAGUCCUUAAAACGAGAGAAUGCGAGAAUUAAGGUUAAUUAAGAAACAUUCAAGAAGAAUUUUACGAGAUGUUUAAUAUCCUGAUGAAAAAUGAAACCGACAUCCACGAAGAUUUGAAGAAAAGUAUACUGCAAACCAUCAAGUCUGAGUUAAACCUAUAUAAAGAUUGCAAGGACCUCUAUAAUAAUAUUAAUACAGAAUCUGGUGUGUAUGAGAUCUAUCCAUUUGGUAUUGAAAACAAGGUCAGCGUCUUCUGUGACAUGGUGACAGAAGGUGGAGGGUGGACAGCUAUACAGAAACGUGUCAGUGGUGUAGUGUCAUUCGACAGAAACUGGACGGACUACAAAACGGGAUUCGGGAAUCCUAACGACUCCUACUGGAUUGGAAAUGACGUUAUACAUCAACUUACUAAGAGAAGUAACACCUCCCUCUACGUAUGUAUCACACUGACUAAUGGGACAAGGCUCUAUGAAUUAUACAACCAGUUCUCUGUUGCUGACGAAACCAGCAAAUACAGACUUUUUCUUGGCGGACCAGCUACCGGGACCCUAGGUAGGUAAACUGAAAAAAGAAUGUACGAAU
Molecule: messenger RNA, 621 nt
Organism: Saccostrea cuccullata (small rock oyster)
Lineage: Eukaryota; Metazoa; Mollusca; Bivalvia; Ostreida; Ostreidae
Product: fibroleukin-like
Exons: 4
Coding region: 108-599 (163 amino acids)
Source: RefSeq, a predicted model, not a curated record